Molecule: messenger RNA, 681 nt
Organism: Dimorphilus gyrociliatus
Lineage: Eukaryota; Metazoa; Annelida; Polychaeta; Dinophilidae
Source: the annotation of a GenBank genome assembly
UAACUAAUAGGCUCCGCCUACUUUCUCGAACUAGUACAUAUACGGUUCGUCGUUAGUAAAACAAUAGUCAUUUGGACGAGACGCGUGCUGAAAACAUGUAUCCAUACCCUUACGAAUUAGUUAGCGAAUCUGCUGGAAGAAUGCGGAGAUCUUAUGUUCCCCACUCGGAUCGAUCUUCAACAUCCGUUAUUAAAAGAAAUGAAAGAGAGCGUAAAAGGAUGGAAAGCUUGAAUGGCGCUUUUAAAGACCUUCAAAGAAGGAUCCCUCUAUUGAAAAGAGCGGAAAAGAGGAUACCAAAAGAGAAAAUACUUAGAGGAGCUAUUGCUUAUAUAAAUCAUUUAUCGGAUAUUCUCAGGGACGGUCAAAAUAUUACAGUUGAUGAAAAUGCUCCAGGACUCGGAGAAUGGUGUAGCAGGAAGCGAAAAACUAGUGACGAAGAAAGCAUAUUUGAUUUAAAAAAUUUUGGAGCCAGCGAAGAAACUAUUCGUUUUAUAGAAUCUUUAGCAGAAGUAUCGCCGAACCAAUGUCAUUUCGAUCGUUUCUCACCUUCUUGAUUAAUUGAUUACUAUGAAGAAAAAAAAACUGAUUAAUUAAAAGAAACAUACCGCCCACUAUCGUUCUAGUCUUGAUAAAAACUUGUUCGUAUUUAUGUUUGUGUUUUGCCUCCUGUAACGAGAUUAU